Molecule: messenger RNA, 3354 nt
Organism: Histoplasma mississippiense
Lineage: Eukaryota; Fungi; Ascomycota; Eurotiomycetes; Onygenales; Ajellomycetaceae
Exons: 5
Coding region: 1-3354 (1117 amino acids)
Molecular function (GO): ATP-dependent chromatin remodeler activity; ATP binding
Source: RefSeq, a predicted model, not a curated record
AUGAGCAUCUCUAACAUUGACCCGGUGUUGCCAACGAAUGGCUUGCAGCAACUCCGUGCUGCGAUUGAAAACAUCUUACCUGAUGGGCAAGCCGUUCCAUCAUCGUCUUCAUCUACUCAGUCGGAGUCCACGUCCCCUUCUGCACCCUCCGUGGCAUCAACAGUUGCAUCGUCCCCACCUUCACCCGAUCUGUUCCUUGAAAAGAAAAUAUUAUUAAGUGAAUUGAGCCAUUUUAUUCCCGUGGGGAUUCUGCAAAGAUUUGAUGGCCUGGCCAGUAGCCAGGAUCCAAAUGCUCUAGUACGGAAGUCGACAUCUUCCUACCCAGAAGCCGAGCUCUCGCAGCUAGAACAAAACAAUUGGAUUCGAACGUCUAUCUGCCAAAACGCCAAGUUUCCUGGGUGGAGCGCUGUCCGCAUCUACGCUCUUCCUGAUGACGUUGGGAGGAAACAUGUCCAGCGAUCAAACGGCACGUUAAGGGGGUUUCUUAAACUAGUGAUGUCAAAAUUGGACACAUCGACCGAGGCAUGGGAAGGCAACUUCGACCCCUAUGCACAGCCAGAUGUGGGAGCGGUGGAGGACGAGUCCUUAUUCUACAUUUUUAAUACCCUUGACUCGCCCAGUCCUGAUAUUGAAAAGGUUUCUGAUCCCCACGCCAGGGCUGCGAUGGACGAGGUUCUUUGGAAAGUGCACGACUACGUCGGAGGACCUGAUGAAAAUAUAGGCGUUAUUGGUCUGAAAACUCCUCUGUAUGCCUACCAACGCCGUUCUGCAGCUUAUAUGAUUCAGAGAGAGUCGGAGCCUGCACAGACGUUGGAUCCUCGUCUACAAACCCUCCAUGGCCCGACGGGAAAACUGUAUUAUUACGAUAAAGAAGGUUAUAUUUUUCGUGAGAAACGACUGUACUCUGAGGCUUGUGGCGGCAUCUUGGCGGAAACUAUGGGGUACGGCAAAACCCUGAUAUGUUUGGCCGUUAUACUUGCAACUAGGGGUCAUUUCCCUCGUAUUCCACCUUCCCAUACAGAGGGUCUUCGUCGUGUCCGUAACAAAACAGGGUCAUUACUUGAAAUGGCUGCAGCAACUGCAGGCCGUUUCUCUCUCCCGUGGAAGUCGUAUUUUGAGAGAUUAAACGCUUCGGGGAUGUAUUUUGACAAUUGCAUAUCGGCGUGUGAAGCAAAUCGUGGAAGCUAUGAGAUAUCUAGGCCACCUCAGAGGUAUAGAAGUCGGGAAACGACACCCAAAGUGGCAGCUACUAAAUUGCAGCUAUGUUCCGGCACCCUUAUCAUCGUGCCGUCAAACUUGGUUGACCACUGGUUAAGUGAAAUUGACAAGCAUACUCAGGGUCUGAAGGUACUUGUUCUCCGUGACAGUCGUUGUGCAACUCCCCAACCAGAGAAAUUGCUCGAAUAUGAUAUUCUAUUAUUUUCAAAGCCACGUUUCGAGUGGGAAGCUGGUGGGCGGCGUUCCUUGGGUUUGUCGAUGGAACCGACGGAAGAAUCUCCACUAAAAAAGCUACACUGGCUUCGCGUCAUAGUCGAUGAAGGUCAUAAUUUCGCCGCUAAAGGUGGGCGAAGUACGGCUGCUCAUACUCUUGGUCAACUCCACAUUGAGCGACGUUGGGUUGUCUCAGGUACCCCUUCGCGUGGACUAUAUGGCAUUGAAGUGGCGCUAGCCUCUCAGGAGACUGCCGAGGGAGGACCUGACAAGCAAGAAAGAGAUGCAUUCUCCAUUUUACAAGCUCGAAAAAAGUCUGCCAAUUUUUUGGAGGAAGAGCUAAAAAACAUUGAUAGACUCCGAUCCAUCGUUGUUGACUUCCUUGGCCUGAAGCCUUGGUCAAACUCAAGGGCAGACGACCCAGCCAGCUGGACCAAAUAUAUCAAGCCUGUUGGUCUGGAUGGGAAUCGCAGAGCUUCGCCGUCUCUCCGAUCUACACUCCAAUCCCUGGUGGUACGGCAUCGAGCGGAGGAUGUAAAUAGGGAUCUAACCUUGCCUAAGCUGCACAACAAGGUGGCCUACUUGGAACCCUCAUUCUACGACAAAUUGUCUCUCAACCUUUACAUAUUCACUCUUACAGUCAAUGCUAUCACUUCUGAGCGGACGGGUGAAGAUUACAUGUUCCAUCCGAAGAAUCGCAAGCAUUUAAGUGUCCUCAUUAACAAUCUGCGACAUGCUGGUUUCUGGGCUGGGUUUGAAAAAAUGGAGGUACAGAAGUCAAUAGAUGUAGCUCAGGAAUAUCUCGAAAAAAAUUACGACAAGAUUGACCCUGUUGACAAAAGGAGGCUGUGCGAGGCCAUUACCGUCGCCCAAAGGGCAGUAAACUGCAGUUCUUGGAACGCUCUUAGUAAAUUUACCGAGCUGGGUGUUUUCCUGGACAACUUUCCAGAUCACGCACGAGGUAUCGUUGGUGCCGGAAUUCGGACGCGAAGUCAAAUGCGUGGGCGAGGGAGCUCACAGGUUAAAAAGUCCAAUGAUAACCUCGUUCACCAGCCAAAACCUGAAGGAAUCGAGAGAGAAAGAGAAAAUCAUUAUUUUCUACGAGGGAAUAACACGGGCUUCUACAUUGCGGAAGGGCUUGAGCUUCUUGGUGUCGAAUUCCGAAUUUAUGCAAAUACUUUGAAAACGAAGACACGGUCGGAAUAUCUCUCGCUGUUUAACGAAACGGAAUCUGUUCGGGUCUUACUUAUGGACCUUCGUCAAGCCGCUCAUGGUCUUCAUAUCGCUUGUGCCUCGCGAGUUUUUAUCGUGAAUCCGAUUUGGGAUCCCAACUUUGAAAGCCAAGCAAUCAAACGAGCUCACCGUAUCUCGCAGAACAAACCUGUUUACGUAGAAACCCUUGUUCUUAAAGGUACACUGGAAGACAGGAUGCUAAGGCGAAGGAAACAAAUGUCGAAUGCAGAAUUGCGACACGCGGAGAAGGAUCCGUUAGACGACCGCACGAUGAGCGACAUCAUUCAGACCGAAGAGGUAAUCCCUAUCCCCGAAAGCGAUGCCUCUGAGAGACCAGCAUACUUGAAAAUGCCUGUCGGCUUUUUCGAUCGCCACAGAUUACCAAUUCCUGACAAUCACCUGGAUGAAGAUGUCCGUUCUGUGCCGCCGCUAUCUCUGCCAUCAGCACCACCAGUGUCUCUUGACUUAGUGGCGACCGCCAAUAAGAAACGAAAACUCGUCGGAGAGUUCCCUUGGAUAGAAUCGGAUGUCGAAAAUUCAUCGGAGUCUAGUCCAAACAGACGGAAACGUAAACCGAGACAAUCGAACGGAAAUUUGGAGACGAUCAAUGGCAUCGUGAUGGAAGCUCGCCGAACGAGAACACCACCCUCUCGGCGUGUUGCGGCCUCCCAAGCUGGAUUUCAGACUUAA